Molecule: messenger RNA, 1872 nt
Organism: Daucus carota subsp. sativus
Lineage: Eukaryota; Viridiplantae; Streptophyta; Magnoliopsida; Apiales; Apiaceae
Exons: 3
Coding region: 1-1872 (623 amino acids)
Source: RefSeq, a predicted model, not a curated record
AUGUGCUUCCAAGGGCACCGCCGAUAUUUGCCUAAGCAUCACCCUUAUAGGAAACAGAAGGCGGCCUUUAACGGACAGCAAGAGUUGGGGAAGCCACGUCAACAGCUUUGUGGAGAAGAAGUAUUAUUGCAGCAGGAGAGAAUUGAUUUUUGUUUCGGAAAAGAAUUGAAGAAGUCAAAGAAGGUUGAAUGCCCUUGGAAGAAAAAAUCUGUAUUUUUCGAGUUAGAAUAUUGGAAAUAUCAUCAUGUUCGCCACUGUCUCGAUAUUAUGCACAUUGAGAAAAAUGUGUGCGAUAAUCUUCUUGGGACUUUAUUAAAUAUGCGAAAGUCAAAAGAUAGUGAGGCGGCCCGGCGUGAUAUGGUUGAUAUGGGUGUUAGACAUGAUUUGGCUCCACAAGUAGGAGAAAAGAAAACGUAUCUGCCUCCCUCCCCUUUCACUUUGUCAAAGGCAGAAAAAAAAAAGGUCCUGAACUCAUUGUUGUGUAUGAAACUUCCAUCUGGACACGGAUCAAAUAUCAAAAAUUGUGUGUCCAUGUCGGAUUGUAAGAUAUACGGGCUUAAAUCACAUGAUUGCCACAUCCUCAUCCAACAACUUCUUCCUGUUGCAAUUCGUUCCGUACUUCCGAAAAAUGUUAGGGUCACAAUCAUACGACUGUGUUUCUUUUUCAACGCUUUGUGCAGCAAAGUGGUUGAUUUAUCAAAACUUGAUAAAUUGCAGUCAGAUGUGAUACUAACCUUGUGUGAUCUAGAAAAGAUAUUCCCUGCCUCAUUUUUUGAUGUAAUGGUACAUCUCGUAGUCCACUUGGUCCAAGAAUUGCGUUUAUGUGGACCUGUCUUCUAUCGAUGGAUGUAUGCAUUCGAACGAUUCAAUAAAGUGCUAAAGAGCUAUGUGCGAAACCGAUAUGCUCCGGAGGGUUGUAUGGCAGAAAGUUACUUUAAAGAAGAAUCGGUUGAAUUUUGCACCGAAUUUCUUAGGCAGCAGUACACAACUGCCGGUCUCCCAGUUGAGCAAGGCAAGCAAUCUGGUGCGUUAUCAGCGGCAAUUGUAAAGGUGGUAGAAGAAAAAGAGCGAGAUGAGGCGCAUCUACAUGUCCUACAAAACAAUGCCGAAGUAUACCCCUAUAUAAUAAUGCACAAGGAGUCUUUGGAAGAAUUGUACCGAGGGAAGAAGAAAAGUGUUCAUUGGCUCAUGGGAGAACACAAUCGGCUAUUUGCUGAUUGGUUUCAGAAAAAAGUCUGUAGUGAAAUGAGUGAGAACAGAGAUGGCGUUUCAGAGACGCUGAGAUGGCUCGCUGGAAAACCUUCUUUUUCUGUUUUAACCUAUCAGGGUUAUUCAGUGAAUGGAGUCCGAUACUUCACCAAGGACAGAGAUGAUGCACGAGUUGUUCAAAACAGCGGGGUCUCGGUAGUUGCUAAGGCAGUACAAGUGUGUAGUGCGAAGGACUUGAACCCCGUUGAGAGUGAUAUGACCUUUUAUGGCAUAAUCUUGGAAGUAUGGGAGUUGGAUUACCAUAAAUUUAAAGCCCCAUUAUUCUUAUGUAAAUGGGCAGAGAAUGAUAAAGGCAUAAAGAUUGAUGACCUAGGCUUCACACUUGUGGAUUUCAAUCGACAAGGCCAUAAGAAGGACAAGUACAUCUCUGUUGACCAAGUUCAUCAGGUUUUUUAUAUAGAAGAUCCAGUUGAUCCUGCUUGGUCAAUUGUACUAACUGCAACAACUCGAGACUAUCAAGAUCUUUAUAAUGACGAUGAUUUGGGUGACACCAUCAUGGAACAUCCCCCCUUCUGUUGUAACAUCCCUCCCUGUGAUGUGACUACUGACGAUGUUGCGCAUAGUGUUAGGCCUAAUGUUGAGGGAACUUGGGUUAAAAACUGA